AUGUUCCGACCUGCAACUCGAUUAAUUGCCUCUAAUGCGGCGCGCGCCGUCCCUCGCGCCGCCGCGCCUGCGCGACGAUUGAUAUCCACAGCGCCUCCCGCGCAGAAGUCAAGAAGUUGGAAGAGCUUGUUCGCGCGCGUCGGCGCUGCUGGCGCGAUAAUAUACUACUACAACACUGCGGAUGUCUGGGCUGAGGAACCGAGACCAGGUGUUGUAGCAGCUCUGCCUAUCGCAGACGAAGAGACCGAGCAGCUUCCCACCAUCGACGAUGUAGCUGCGGCCCGCCUCAAACGCAAGGCGGAGCGGGAAGCCAUCGAAGCUCAGUUGGCGGCGCAGCAGCAAGCACAGCAUCAGAAGCAGGCUGCCACCGACGCGAAUGAGACCAUUGCCGCAGCGGGAAGCGUAGAGGAGUUGGAGGAGGAGGCCGGGCAGCAGGGUGCCUUCAACCCCGAGACCGGAGAGAUCAACUGGGACUGCCCAUGCCUGGGUGGCAUGGCCGAUGGGCCGUGUGGCGAAGAGUUCAAGGCGGCGUUCAGCUGCUUUGUGUACAGCACCGAGGAGCCCAAGGGCAUGGACUGCAUUGAGAAGUUCAAGGACAUGCAAGGCUGCUUCCGCAAAUACCCCGAGGUUUACGGCUCGGAGCUUGAGUCUGAUGCCGACGAUGACGAGGACGACCUUUCGGCAGAAGGAGCGCCUGCGACUGCUGUAGCGGAUGCACAGUCCACUGGCGGACCUCUGAGCUCAACUUCAUCAGCAAAAGAUUCCGGCCUCGUACCCGACGAAUACCGACCCAGCGGCGCGACAGACGGCGCGAACAAGGCGGCUGACCAAGUGAACCGGGACCACGAGCACACGAGCGAGAGCGAGCAGCUGGUACCGAAAGCAGCGCAUGAUGCGACCGGCGCCAACGUGGAGAAGAAGUGA
Paraphaeosphaeria sporulosa is the source of this 924-nucleotide messenger RNA. RefSeq lists its product as uncharacterized. The record is from RefSeq and is a predicted model, not a curated record. The transcript is spliced from 3 exons. NCBI's taxonomy places the organism in Eukaryota, Fungi, Ascomycota, Dothideomycetes, Pleosporales, Didymosphaeriaceae. Gene Ontology annotation, biological process: protein import into mitochondrial intermembrane space. Gene Ontology annotation, cellular component: mitochondrial intermembrane space. Bases 1 to 924 code for a protein of 307 amino acids. Gene Ontology annotation, molecular function: protein-disulfide reductase activity.